Messenger RNA from Salvelinus fontinalis (brook trout), 8149 nucleotides. RefSeq lists its product as uncharacterized. Gene Ontology annotation, molecular function: glycogen binding; protein phosphatase 1 binding. The record is from RefSeq and is a predicted model, not a curated record. Gene Ontology annotation, biological process: regulation of glycogen biosynthetic process. The coding region runs from base 3259 to 7245 and encodes 1328 amino acids. Gene Ontology annotation, cellular component: protein phosphatase type 1 complex. The transcript is spliced from 4 exons. Lineage: Eukaryota; Metazoa; Chordata; Actinopteri; Salmoniformes; Salmonidae.
AAAAACGCAGGUUUAUUUCCUCUAGGAAAACAAGAGCCACCACGUGAGAAGAAGUUGGUGUACGUUCAGCUUCAAGAAAUCUUCACACGUGACUGUACAAGUAACCAUAAAGCAGAAAAAUGAACAACAAGCCGUAGAGUAAAUAAAAACUCAAAUAUUCCUCCGCUGGCGCUGCACUCAUACAAGCGUUGUCUUGCGCUCCUGCUGUCUUCAGUCAAUGCUGCUGUUAUUACUAAUGUAACAGAAAAGGCAGUACACUGAGUCCCGUUUGAAUGCUCUCGCAUGACGCGCAAUGCGAAGAAGUAGCUUGUUUUCGCAAUGCGAUUCAAUACAUCAAGAUGUAUUCAACGAACUAUUUUGGACUAUCUUAUUACAAUGCAGCCCCAGGGGAGGCACUUACGCGGAGUUGAAUGUUAUUCUUUUUUUUUUUGGAGUGCUACGACCCCAUAUGACGUCACGUCCACCUGCUUUGUAAACAGAAAACUAUUUGGAAGUUACAUGUUUGUUUCUUUUUGGAAGUCAAAGAUAAGCAAACAGUCCCAUUUCCAGUUACAUCUUGUUUCCAGAUGAAGCCAGCUCCGAUAUCUACUGUAGAGUUGAUCUAUAAAGUCGGCCACGGGAGAAAGACGUAUUUAAAUAUCCAAAUAAGGUGUAUUAUAUUAUAUAAUAAACAUGCAUUGUUAUUUGUAGACUAACCUACUGAUCUUAAACAGAUAUGAGUCAAUGUGAGCAUCAAUGCGGAUAUUUAUUUGGAAGGGUUGUGCACACAAUGGAAAUAAAUUAUCUAGACAUCAAACAGCAAUUACUAAAACGUUCAGUGCACAUUUACUAACUAAUCAGUCCCAAAUAAGGGUGCAUAUUGGUAAUAUCAGCGCAAAGAAAAUGCAUUAGCACAAAUAUAUAGCCUAACGGUUUGUUAUAAUAUUUUUGGUAAUUCUACUCUUUUGAAAUAAGUUAUAUAGGCCCUCUGUUUACUAUAUUUUCAUGUGAAGAAUACAUAUUUUAAAAUAGGCUAUGAUUCAGGAUGAGAUGAGAUUUUUUUUUAUAUUUUAUCAUCAGAAUAAGCUAUAAAUAUAGCUAUUGUUGACAUGUACAUGGUGAUGAUAAGACGUUCGAUCUAUUGAUGCGGGAUCAAUAUACUUAAUAGUCAUCCUUGUGCCAUUGCAGUUUGAUCAGUCGUGUUUGUAAAACAUUUAAAAUUGGACCAGCGCUAGACAUCAAUCUAUUAAGAAAUAUCUCCAUGUUUUACACCUUUAGAAAUGUUAAAUGUAUUUGCUAUAACGCGCUGUCUGCUCCUCACUGCAGUGAACCUGCAACUUUGACCGGUGUGGACCGCAGAGAUUGACGUUCAAGGUCUGACCUGUUGUAUGUCGUCUUUAUUUACUCUCCCUGUAGAUAAAAUACUGGGUGAAAGUUGUUUGCUUUACAUAUACAGGAAAAACACAUUUUCAUAUAUAUAUAUAUUAAAUGACAAAGUCGGCUUAAUGAAACAGAAAGAAUUGUGGGUUGAUUAAAAGCUUGAUUAAAAUCACUUGCAUCCGAUUUUAUGUGUAAAAAGAAGGUACAUCAAUUUCAAUGUGACGUUCAAACCUCUGCUUUGUUUAAAUGUUAGGGAUGUGCUUAUAGUAUUUAAUUGUUCCGUUUUGUUAUGCACAACAAAUGCACAAUACUCUUACGUCAAAAACAAAUAUUACAUAUCAUUGUCAAACUUGUAAACAAUUGCAAACUUGCAAUUUACACCAGAUAAACUGUAUGUGUAUGUGUAAGCAAUAUAUAAAAGGGAAUAUUGUGCAUACAACAUUAAAUACAUUCAUAUAUAUUUUAUAAACGGUAUCAACGAUUAAGAUUCAAAUCUUAUUUAUUUUUUUAAAUACAAUAUGUUUUUCGUAAAAGAUCCAAUUCCAUAACAUUUUGGAAGAUUCUAAGUGAGAUUGAGCAUUCCAUGUAAUUUCUAUAAAUAGGAGGAAAGAUCAUUUUGGAUGUCAUGAAGUAUAAAAAAAAAACGAAAUCGCUGAUGUGUGGAAAAUGGGGCUUUGCUGCCACCUACUGGUGAUUUAGUGUCUUUCAUUUACACAGGUCAUCGGUAUGUACUGCAUGUCUUAUAAUAGGCUAACAAAUGUGUAUUGUAUACCUAGCUAUUAUUGACUUUACCUAACCUAAUGCAUUUGAUGAUGUUGAAAUGCAUAUAAGCGAUAAAAAGUAAUAUAUGUUGAGGUCAGACAUGGUGUGCUGAAUAGAUGACCUAAUGCCGUAUCAAAGUACUUGGGCAUGGAAGAAAUCCGCUUUUGUCAUACACUGCCAUCUACUGAUCUGAUUAUUCAGUACAGUAAAUAUCAUAUUCAUGUCAGUUUCAUUUUAUGUAGAAAUACCAAUGCACUAUCUUGUUGUAAUAUUGAAAAUUCAAUUCUAAAAUAAUCCAUCUAGAUUCAUUAACAACCUUGCACAAAGAAUCAAUUGAGAGUGAAACCGGUCUACACACCUGGGCUGUAUUGUAUAACUAGGCCCACAGCCUGUUGAAAGGGGUGUGUUAGAUUUACAGGUAUACUUGCAUCUCCUAUCUGACCAGAUUCAAGGAAUUAAAAUGUCAUUUUACAAGGUAGAUGUUACUCUUCCAUCAAAAUCAGAGAGGUGAUUGUUUGAGAGCCAGGGAGAGCUUGGCUACUGUACAAUAAUUUACUCUGAAGUUGCUUCAUUUUCUAAGUCCUAUCUCCUUGUCCUCAAUAACCUGAGGCUUGGGGAAUUAUAGUGAUAGAAUGGCAAGAGGGUACAGGAGAGAUGAGGAAUCCACAGGAUUGAGACUUGGCCCUGGCUCCACUUUUGAUCCAUGUCUGGAGGACUUUAUCGGCACCUGCAAGUGACAGAUGCAAACUGCAUGCAACACUUGCGGUCUGGGCAACCAUAAACACCAUACACUACUGGUAAGUGAAAGCAAAUGGUCUCAUUCUGUCAUUUAAUAGAUGUGCACAGAUGAGUUCAAUAUACAGUUUUGUCUUUGUCUUAAAUGUGUCAUAUUUUUUUCGUUAUUACUGGUAUAUUUAUUUUAUGCAACAGAUAUGAGAGACGUUAUGUUGGGAUGGAUGACUGCAGGGGCCAGACUAGCAUAUUGUAUGAGACCUAUUAAUAGGCCUGGCUUACACCACAAUAUUCAGCUGUAACUGGACCCCGUAUGUCAACUCACGUCCUCUCGAGUGUCGGCACAGCCAGGGGCACUCUGGUUCUGUCCUCCCUUCCCAAUGUAGACAGACAGCCAGCCCACUGAUGUCUGCAGACGAUCCAAGGCCUCUCGGGCUCUCAAACUUCAUGGAGGCUCCAGACACAAGAACAUGGGGAAGUAGGGAUAUUAAAGAGGGUGGAGUGAGGGAGGAAGAGGAGCGAGGAAGCCUCUACACACAGAAAGGCGCCACGGAUGAGUCGGACGAGUCAGAUGAUUCAGAGCCCGAGCCCCUGGCCGUCAUCCGUAGGAAGGUGUCCUUUGCUGACGCCUUCGGUCUGGAUCUGGUGUACGUCAAGGAGUUUGACAGUACAGACCUGACGGGGGCAGAGGUCGCUGACCCCCCGGAGUCCAAGGUCAAAGUUAAAGAACCGGACGAGUAUUUCCUGUCAUCUUUGUUUACCGUGCCCUCGUCUCCGGAGGAACUCGAACAGAGACUCCAGGAUCAGAAGCUAGAGCUGGAGAGCAUUGAGUUACUUCCUGGCACCACUGCGCUCAGGGGUAUUGUCAGGGUGGUGAACCUGUGCUACAAUAAAUCCCUUUAUAUCCGGAUGACUCUGGAUAGCUGGAAGACCAACUUUGACCUGCUGGCUGAGUACGUCCCGGGCUCCAGCGAUGGAACAACGGACAGGUUUGCGUUCAGGCUUACCCUCGUGCCGCCCUUUGAGAUGGAGGGAACCAGAGUGGAGUUCUGCCUCAGAUACGAGACAUCAGUGGGCACUUUUUGGGCAAACAACAGUGACAUGAACUAUGUGCUGUUCUGCCACAAAAAGGGAGGCAGAGAUCUGAUAGCAAUGGAGCCUCAGCUAGAGGAAGUAAAUAACUGGAGAGAGAAGAGAACCUGUCUGAAAGUCAACAGUAAGAUGAACAGUGCCGAGGAGAACGCCGUGGAGACCGCUGCAGACGCUCCAGAUUCAACCACACAUAGAGCAGAGCGGACUGGCGGGGAAAAAGUGGAAAAGGCAGAACAUCUGCUCUCUAUUUUGCAUCAUGAGGAUUACCAUCACAAACAUUUGGGGGAUAGUCAGAGGAGCAGACGAAGGAAGGCCUGUUCAGCACAAGUGCAGGAAUACUUUUCUCGGCGAGAGCAGGCGGCAAGACAGGAACACAUUUCCAAUGGGCUACCACAUAAUGAACUGGAGAAACCACCUUCACUGCCUGACACCAGCAUCAAACCCUUAGGGGAGAGUGCCUCCAGUCUCCUACGAUUACGCCAGAAGAAACCAACCAAUGAUACCCCUCAAAUAAUGACAUACCACCAGAUACCCCUACUAUCCCUGGACUGGGGCAAAGAUAAAGUGCGUGCGGGUACUUCAGAUGAGGAUGACAUCUGGAUUAGAACGAGGACCACACCUCAGCUCACAUCAGACAAGUCCGAGGACAAUCUGGGAGAACAAACCUCUGUUUGUGAUCUGUGGGAAGCCUUUCUCAAUGGCACAGACUCCAAAGAUACUACCAGUGUGCCAGAAUCUGAAUGGCUACAGUCGGCAACUUCAGUUUGCCCGUCAAUCGAAACUGAGGAUUUUGAGUCUUCCUCAAAAGUCGACAACCAACAGGAGGGUGACUUGGACUCAAAUACACAAAGAUACACACACUGCACAGUAAAUGAAUUGCCGUCGUGGGCUCACAAUCAUGUGAUGCCUCUGGUCAGUGCCGAGGAGCCACUGUCAAGCUCGGGUGUCACCUUCUCCAGAAACGACAAAGCGUCGGUUUAUAAUCCUUCCCAAAGGUCAGAGGCUAUCCCUGUAACAGACACUCUACAGGAAUCCAUUCCCUCGGGUGCCGCAAGGGUGGCCGGGGGGUCUGUUGACAGCACGGCUCAGUGCUACAAGCAUGUGGAGGUGGGGAGAAGAAGAGAAGAGGAGCCUUUCACACCAUACAGAGCAGAGCCGGUAACGAGCUCGGGGGAGACCGAGACAACAGAUAUGACAGCAAUGGCAGAAUCUCAGAAUGCCAAUGCAGUAGAUAGAAUCUGUCAGGGAGAAAGUCAAGACAAGAAGCUUUCUUCCGACGUGGUAGCAGAGGUUAAAGGCAACGUGCACAAAGCAGCUGAUGACACUGUGACAUUUAGGGAGAGAGUCGCAGAGAGGACCCAGGAUAAAACAAACACACAGAGCUACGGAGUGGAGGAGGGAUUCACACAGGCCUACAAAGAGGAUCAACCAGAGGAAGAAGAAUUCACACAAGACCUCACAGAAGAAGCGUUGCAUAGACAGAGUCCAGCAGUGGAAGAUGAAUUCCAAAUUAACCGAAGAGACAAAAUGUAUUUAGAACUGAACCUAACAGAGUUGGAAGAAUUCAGGCCGAGUCAAACAUAUGAAGAAGAAUUCAGGCUCAAUCAAACAGAAAAAGAAGAAUUCAGACUGAAACAAACACAUGAAGAGGAACUCAGACCAAACAAAUCAGACGAAGUUGAAAUCAGACCAUUUAAUACAGUGGAAGAUGAAUUAAAACCGAAUCAAUCAGAGGCAGAGAAAUUCCGAUCAAAUCAAAGAGAUGAAGAAGAAUCUAGACCGAACCAAACAUUCAAUGGUGAAUUCAGCUGGAACCAAACUGAGGUAGAGGAAUUAAGACCAAACAAAAUUGAGAGGGAAGAGGAAUUCUCACCAAGCCAUCAAGAUGAAGAAGAUGACAGACCGAGCCAUACAGACAAAGAAUUGAGCCUGAAUCAUGAAGAUGAAGAGCUAGACAGAGCGAACCGGACAUUUGCCGAAAAAUUUAGACCGAACCAAACACCCAAUGAAGUAUCCAGAUCAAACGAAUUAGAGGAAUUCAGACAGUUUGAUGAAGAACAGAGAGACAGAGAGAACCUAGAAGAGGUUGAGGAAUUCAGAUCCAACCAAACACACGAAGAGGGAUUCUGGUGCAAUAAAAUACAAGAAGAAGAUAUCUAUCAGAGCGUAAAUGAAGAAGAACUAUACAGAGACACUGAUAUGGAUGAAGAAUCAUCAACACACAACUUAACAGAGCCCGAAGUAUUCAGGGGAAAGGACACGGGAGAAGUGGAAAAGACAGAAAAUGUCAUGGCCAAAAUGUCCAGACAGAGAGACACAGAACAGAUAAAUGAAGAAAUAAGUAUCGAAACUCCAGAAAAGGAGGAAGUUGAGGACUUAACGGACGAGACGGCGAACACCCGAAAUGAGAGUGAGGACGUGUCAACCGAAAAGGAAGAGAAGCAUGAGGUGACAAUGGAAAACGUUGAAUGCCCAAGACAAGAUAAAAAUGGAAAGUUGUCAGAAGGGUCAAAAGAACUUAUUAGGAAGGAUGAUAAAGAAUCAUUGGAAAAAGAGGUAGAGUUAGUUGAAGAUGAGUUUUUCAGAGAACAGAAAGGUUUGAAUGAGGAAAUGUUAGAAGAGGCGUUAUAUUUGCAGCCGGUUGAUAAUAGUCCUUUAGCCGAACAAGACAACGAGAAGGAGGAGAAACUGUCAGAUGUACCUGAAGUCGUUCAAAAUGUACCGAACCACCAGACAAAACGUCUUACUAAGAAAGUGGUGACUGACAUAGACUCCUGGGUAGAUUCUCUCAUGAAGGCAUGUACACUUCCCGAUUUGACCUUUACACCGAGACGAGGCCUUAGCCAAACUACACCCAGUAGCAAUGCAGAGCCCUCUAUGGGCCAAGCCUAUGCGUCAUCUCCCAACAGAGGUACAACUGUCCUCUCUCAUUCAUUUUCUCUCAGCACAAGAUUUAACACAGUUGUCAGUGAAGGGAGUGAGUCAGCGGUCAGUCAGGGGUCAACCCAAAACCCAACGUCAUUAGGGGAGGAUCAGGAGACCCUCAGCAGCCGUACGAGCCCUCCACCCCCUGAGAAAGUGGAGGAUGCUGCCAGCAGCAUCCUGGCACGGUCGAGGAUGUUCAUCUCUCUCAGUAGCGUAACCAGAGCACUGGUCUAUGCCCUUUUGGUAGCAGUGUUUCUCUUCACCACUCUUAUGUAUAAUUUCCCAGCGUGCUUUGCCCUCUACUUGUUCUCACUGUAUUGGUGGUGCUGUGUGGCAGAUAGGCCACACAGCACAACACGGGGACUGACAGAAUAGAUGGAGAGAGGUGAAGUGUUUGUGUGUCAAGAAUUAUAAUAUUGUGCGUGUGCUGCACGUGUGUGUAUGAUUUGGGUAACACUUUACAUGAAGUUGCUCUUAUACCUGUAAUUACUACUGUAGCAACAUUGUUGUUAUUGUACAUGGUACUUCAGUAUAAGCUGUUGCAAUUGUAAUGCAUUUGUUAAUACAAUGUUGUUACUAGUGUAAUGACAGUGUUACUACAGAGGUAUGAGAGCAACUGAAUAUAAAGAGUUACCAUGAUUUGUUGCAGUUUGUUGCAGUGUUUUAUGGGCCCAAUAUCAAAAGUGAAAAUGUACCAAAAUAUUAAAGGAGAAUGAAAUCCAUUAUUCCAAUGUAGGACAAAAGGGGUUAGCUAAACCGCGUGGGGCAUUGGAGAUUUGAAAGUGAAGUUUCUUUAUUUCUUUUUCCGUUUUUUCUUUUCUCAGCAAUGAUAACAUAUGAGUUUCAACAGAAAGCUUUCCAGAUUUUCCCCAGGUCUAUACGCUGACUAAAGAGUGCCUUGCAUAGUCAUUGCUGCACUGUAGCUCAAAUGUUUUCAUUUAGAAUAGCUGAUAUGUAUGGUCAUCUGUAGUGAACUUGAAGUGUAUAAGUCACACAUCCACGUUGGCAGCAGUUGACUGGGCUGGAGCAUAUGUUAAGCAGGCAUAUGAUAUUACAAUAUCUCUGUGAUCCUGGGAGAUCCCUUACUGGCCCCCAUCUGACCUAUCUUUCUCAGACAUGUAGCCUACAGAUAGUAAGGUCAAAUGGACUGCACUUCUUCAUCACUUAAUCAUUGUAAGGAUUGGAGAUGAUGAUGAUGAUGAUGAUAUAAUCAAGUUGUGUGAUUUCUGUGGCUUUGUCUUUCCAUUAAAAGUCCUGUACUUGACUUUGACAGAUUACA